Molecule: messenger RNA, 974 nt
Organism: Medioppia subpectinata
Lineage: Eukaryota; Metazoa; Arthropoda; Arachnida; Sarcoptiformes; Oppiidae
Source: the annotation of a GenBank genome assembly
AUGUCGACAAUAAAGACGAUAAUGACAUUCAAGCGAAAGGAGAAAAUAGUUUUUGCAAAACAAAAACAGAUUGUUUGCAAAAUGAGAGUAUUGUUCACAUAAAAGGCGGUACAAAUACGAUGGGCACGAAUGAGCCCGUGUUUGUGGCCGACGGCGAGGGCCCGGCCAGGGAUGUGACGGUCCAUGACUUUUAUAUGGAUCGGACAGAAGUGAGUAAUGAGGCGUUUAAGGCGUUUGUCGACGAAACCAAUUACGUGACCGAAGCCGAGGUUUUUGCCAAUUCUUUCGUCUUUGAAAAGAUGAUCAGCGAAGACGUCAAACAGAAUAUUACUCAAGCUGUUAAAGAGGCACCAUGGUGGCUUCCCGUUCCCAACGCUUCCUGGAGAGCCCCCGAAGGCAUUGAUUCACAUAUUAAUGAUCGCUGGGAUCAUCCGGUAAUUCACGUGUCUUGGAAUGACGCCAAUAGGUAUUGUCAGUGGAAAGGCAUGCGUUUGCCCACCGAAGCCGAGUGGGAAUACGCGUGUCGGGCGGGUCUCAAGAAUCGGCUCUUCCCGUGGGGAGACGACGGGUUUGUAGGGACAGCACCUGUCGAUUCAUUUCCAGCCAAUAAAUUUGGACUCAAGAAUAUAGUGGGCAAUGUCUGGGAGUGGACGGCCGACUGGUGGACAGUGAAACACAGUAGCGAACCGUCUGUUAACCCGAAAGGCCCCGAUUCUGGCACCGAUAGGGUUAAAAAGGGAGGUUCCUAUAUGUGCCACAAGAGCUAUUGCUAUCGGUAUCGAUGUGUGGCCAGGAGUCAAAACACACCGGACUCAUCCGCUGGUAAUCUUGGCUUCAGAUGUGCCGCCGAUUAUGCGAAGGACUAAUCCAUUGAAUUUAUAAAAUUUAUUUAAUGCUGUGAUAAACACGAGUUUAAUUUAUACUAAUUUAGUCAUUAAUUCUGUUAUCACAUGAAAUUUCUGCCAAAACAGCGC